UGCCAUGGGGUUGAUGUCGGUAGUCCAGAUUUGGUAUGCCGCUCAUGAAGCCGAAAGCAAGUCAACCACACAUUGAGUUUCUCCCCGGCUUCUGUGAAGAGUCCUGGCAACUAACAGGUCAAGUGACAGGUCUCUCAGCACAUGGUGGAGCGAAGGAGGUGCGUUUGAUGAUCGACUGUAGCAUGAGUGCCUCGUGAUCGCUUUGUUGACCUCGAUCGCGCUUUCCUGGGCUGUUUUGCUCUACCACACUCAACCUUACUCCAGGAUCAAUCUUUGAUUGUGCGCAUCAGAAAAAAUGCCUCUACCACGCUACACAUACACAUGUCCAGUGGACCACACUGUGGUGCCAGACAAAUCCCAGGUCAAGGGUAAAUCGGUCAUCAUCACCGGCGGAGCCAAUGGCAUGGGCGAAGCCAUGGUGCGGCAGUUCACUGCUGCUGGGGCCUUCGUGACGAUUGGAGACAUGCACCCUCGCGGUACAGAACUUGAGAAGGAGCUUAACGCCGAUGGGGAGAAAGUGGCUUUUGUUAAAUGCGACAUUCGAAGCUGGGAGGACCAGAUCAAGCUAUUCGAGACGGCCAAGACCAAGAGCCCAAGUCGUAGUGUCGAUGUGGUGAUUGCGAAUGCUGGAAUCAGCAGAAGCUCUGGCGAUAGUCUCUGGAACCUGGACGAUCCCAAAGGGCCACCCACCAAGCCUGACCUCAACAUUGUCAAGGUCAAUCUGGACGGAUCAUUGUACACCUGGAAGCUUGCUGUGCACUACUUCCGACAGCAACCUGACACCGAAGACCGGGAUCGAUGUUUUAUUUUCACAGGAAGCAUGGUCACAUGGAUUGACUCGCCUGGUAACUGGGAAUACACAGCCACGAAAUAUGCUUUGCGAGGCUUCAUGAGAACGGCACGCAGAUCGAGCUGGGAGCAAGGCAUCAGAAUCAACUAUGUUGCUCCAUGCUGGAUCAAGAGUGCCAUCCGGACUGCUGAGUACGAAAAGUGGCUCAUCGAUCAUGGUAUCGAGUUUGGAGAAACCGAAGACUGUGCUGGGUGUAUGAUAAGAAUAGCGUGCGACAAGUCCAUCAAUGGUCAUUCUCUCAUGAUCUGUCCACGCUCAUUGGCCAAAGAAGGAUUCAAGGAUGCAGACAUGGACGACUAUAAAGAACAAGGGUAUUUCAAGAAAACCCAGGAGACACAGUUGGUCAUUAUCGAAGACAAAUGGCUGGAUGACUACAAAGUAAGAGUGUACAAAGACUGAGUUGUAUCAGCGGCUCACUCUGUGACAGCCCCAAGGGAGAAAUCGAAAAGCCUAGCUCACGAACCAUGCUCUCCCUCAUAGCACUGGACCGCGCAGAGUCAUGACAAACUUCGAUAUAUCAUGUGCUAAGGCCGCUAUCCAGGAGCGCCUACUAGUAGCAUAAUGGGUGUCCAUACGUAGGGUCCAAUAUCGAUGAAGAUAGUCUGACCAUUGAGUGUGGUUGGUACAUUGCCCGGCUGUGGACCGAUUGGUCGUAGCAGGGGACGGCCCCGGACCCGACUAAGCAUAGGGUCCCUAUGAUCCCGACUCCCGAGGCUCAAAGCGGAGUGACUUACUCUUUCCAGUAGUGUUGUUAGUAUUAUCUUUGAUUCUGUG
Molecule: messenger RNA, 1624 nt
Organism: Exophiala viscosa
Lineage: Eukaryota; Fungi; Ascomycota; Eurotiomycetes; Chaetothyriales; Herpotrichiellaceae
Exons: 4
Coding region: 296-1249 (317 amino acids)
Molecular function (GO): oxidoreductase activity
Source: RefSeq, a predicted model, not a curated record